Messenger RNA from Tetrahymena thermophila SB210, 384 nucleotides. RefSeq lists its product as hypothetical. The record is from RefSeq and is a predicted model, not a curated record. The transcript has 2 exons. NCBI's taxonomy places the organism in Eukaryota, Ciliophora, Oligohymenophorea, Hymenostomatida, Tetrahymenidae.
AUGGAAUUAUUAGUAAAAAUUUAAGAAGCAUCUUAUAAAAUUAAAGUUGAAAGCCAUUAUUUAAUGCUCCUUUACUUCUUAGCUUUAAAAACAUAACCUAGAUUUAAGGAUUUAACUUCAAAAACAAAAUACUCUUUAUGCCAGUAAUCUCUAAGAAUAUGUGCAUUUAAGUAAAAGCAAGAAGUUAAUUUUUAAAAAGAUCUUAAAAUAUUUCUUAUAUUAAAGAUUUGUUGGUUCUAGUUAUAAAUACAAGUUUUUUAUAAUAACACUUUGCUUAAUCUGAUAGAAAAGUAUAAAUCGAACUAUAUGAUGAUUGCUUUUAACCUUUUAUUAUGUAUCAAAAUAAUUUUUGGAAAAAACUAACUGCAUUUAUUGAUUUCCUGA